GACAAAAUAUCUAAUAUAAAUAAAAAGUAAACAAACUAUAUACACCUACUGUAAUUGUCUGACAAAAUGUUUAAAUCUGCAAUUUCAAGAAAAUGUAAAUUAACAAAAUGUCUUUGCAUUAUUCAAUACAGAAAUUUAUCACAGGCAUCAACAAAAAUAAAAGAAAAUUUUUUUUCUAAUAAAGUUGAAGCCUGGCAAAUUCAUUCAUAUGGUGAUUUAAAUGAAUUAAAAUUGUCAAGUACUCAUAUGCCAAUAAUAACUCGACCAACUCAACUUAUUGUUCAAGUUAAAGCUGCCAGUAUUAAUCCCAUUGAUGUUGCCAUGAUCAAGGGCUAUGGAUCAACAGUGUUGAAUAUAAUGAGACAAGCAAAAAAAUUAAACACAGGCAUUGAAUUUCCACUGACACUUGGUCGUGAUUUUUCUGGUGUUGUUGUUGCAAAAGGUCAUGGUAUCCCCAAUGACAAUAUUCAAGUAGGAGAUCAAGUUUGGGGUGUUGUACCUGUUGAACAACAAGGCUGUCAUGCUAGUCAUGUUAUUGUUGAUGAAAAUUUGGUAGCUAAAAAACCAAAUAAUUUAAGUCACAUUGAUGCAUCAAGUAUUUUAUACUCUGGACUAACAGCUUGGUCUUCAUUGUGGAUAACUGGUGGUCUAUGUUAUAAAACAGCAAUUCCAUCAAGACAAAAUAAUAGAAUAUUAAUUCUUGGUGGAUCUGGUGGUGUUGGAACAAUGGCUAUUCAACUUGCCAAAGCUUGGAAUCAACAGGUCGUGACAACUUGCAGCAGUGAUGCAGUAUCUUUGUUACAAAAUUUAGGUGCUGAUGAAGUAAUUGAUUACAAAGAAUCAAAAUGUGAUGAUAAAAUAAAUCAAGAAGGACCAUAUGACAUUAUAUUGGACUGUUGUAAUCAAGGAACAGAUGAAAUAAAAAGAAAAGGAUAUUUACAUUCGACAUACAUUACUCUAAAUUCACCUCUAUUAAAAAAUAUUGAUGAGCAUGGAUUAGUAUUUGGUGCAAUUAAAAAUAUUGGUGAUUUAUUAAAAUACAAUAUUCCAGUUAAAGACAACAAAAGUUUUGUUAAAUGGGGAUUUUUUGCACCAUCAUCAACAGGAAUAGAUAUGAUUCAAAAACUCGUUGAGACUAAUGCAAUUAAACCAGUUGUUAAAAAAGUUUAUGAAUUUGAUGAUUUACCUCAAGCUUAUCAACGAGUUUCUCAAGGUCAUUUGAGAGGUAAAAUAGUCAUUAACAUGAAAAAUUAAAUAUAUUUACACAAGACAAUGGUUUUCUUUUUUUUUUUUUUUUUAUGUUGAUUCAAUUUUUUUUUUAUUUUGAUUUAUUAUUUGUGAUUCUUGUAUUACUACAUCACCAGAAAAUCCAAUUUUAUUUUUGAUAUCUGGUAAAUUAUUAC
This is a messenger RNA of Aphidius gifuensis, 1403 nucleotides long. Its product is annotated as reticulon-4-interacting protein 1, mitochondrial. NCBI's taxonomy places the organism in Eukaryota, Metazoa, Arthropoda, Insecta, Hymenoptera, Braconidae. Gene Ontology annotation, cellular component: mitochondrion. The transcript has 4 exons. Gene Ontology annotation, molecular function: oxidoreductase activity. The record is from RefSeq and is a predicted model, not a curated record. The coding region runs from base 67 to 1254 and encodes 395 amino acids.